This is a messenger RNA of Dentiscutata heterogama, 587 nucleotides long. The record is from the annotation of a GenBank genome assembly. NCBI's taxonomy places the organism in Eukaryota, Fungi, Glomeromycota, Glomeromycetes, Diversisporales, Gigasporaceae.
UUGGUGAUGAGUUUCCAAUAGCAGAAAACUUCAAGAAAGUGGCACAACAAGGUACUAAGGCAGCGGGUUUUGCCUUUAGCAUUUCAUUAUCAAAAAUGUCAGGUGGUGAAAAAGAUGAAGAGUAUAAUGAACUCCUGUUGGUGGUCCAGAAAGUUGCCUAUGCUGAAGAAAUGAAUGAAGUUGAAAAAGCAUUUAAAGAAGUUAGUCAAGUGACAAUGAAAAGUAGAAACCCUGAAUAUAUUCAAAAUUAUCUUAAAGAAUGGAAAAAAGAUGCAGAUGAUAAUUAUGAUAUGAUCUUAAAAGAAAUUUCUUGGAAGAGUGGCCCUUUCACGUUUGAUUAUUGGAUGAAAAUGCUACAAAUAGGUGAUAUUAUAGCAAAUGCUUACAAAAGACCGUUAUACUUCUUCUUACUACAAAUCAGCCUUACCUUUCUUCAAUAUUACUAUCCAUUUAAUCAAAAUAAAGCACUUGCAAUCACUUUUGUUAAUCAAAAUCAUUAUGUAGCCAUGGUAUUGAAACCUGGUACACCUGCUCCUCCAAUUGUUAAUCAGUGGAUACAAUUCCCCACUUUAGCUGCAGUACGAUAG